Periophthalmus magnuspinnatus is the source of this 4173-nucleotide messenger RNA. RefSeq names its product sodium/potassium transporting ATPase interacting 2 (gene nkain2). The record is from RefSeq and is a predicted model, not a curated record. The coding region runs from base 1300 to 1926 and encodes 208 amino acids. The transcript has 7 exons. Gene Ontology annotation, biological process: regulation of sodium ion transport. NCBI's taxonomy places the organism in Eukaryota, Metazoa, Chordata, Actinopteri, Gobiiformes, Gobiidae.
GACUUGACAGCUGGCAGGCGGGAGACGCUCCUCUCGGCUGUCUCUCUCGGUCCGUUGGUCCAUCCCGGUUCCCAUUGUCUUUCCUCGUCUCUCCUUCUCCACUCCCUUGAAGACACAACACGGGGAGCACUCAGUCAACUUCACCGCUGUUUUUCCUCUCAUUUCGCUUUUCCGGACAUUUACUUUGAGUUAUAUUUCCACCCUGACCCCGUCUCCUCCAUCCCGCAGAGUGGACUAAGCCUCCGAGUGUUUACCCCCGACUGUGGUGGAGGUUUUACCCGGGGAAAAGGAGGCAGUGGAUGGGGCUGGGAAGCUGAACGAAGACGGGCGUGUGUCGUGGAGCUAAUUUAAGAAGGAUGAGCUGAGAAGGACUUAAAAGAGGGGGAACAGUGUGCCAGUUUUUCUCCGGAGAGUGCGCAUUCAAACAAUUUUACGCGCGGUAUUACACGUGGAGAAACGUAGCAUAAAAUGACCGAAAUACAACUUUAAAGUGUGGCUUAAAACAGCUCUUUUUGUCACUGAAUUGUCGUGGAUGUACCCCAAAAGGAUGCCACUGUGACUUCCCCUGAGAGAAGAGGGAAAAAAGGAAAAAGAGGAGGCGAGAGGAGCCAGCUUAUGAAAGAACGAAGCAACACUUACACUCUUGUUUUUUCGCGUUCAUUUCAAAAUUAAUCCCUUUAAAAUAGCUGGUGAAUAACAUUUAUAGCGUGAUUUAAGUUAGUGGGCAUGUACAACAAAACGUGAUCAUCCAAACUCCUCUGUUUUAAGUUAUCUGUUUCAGAACGUGCUGUCAAGGAUGCAAGUGGACAUGAAGUGGACUUUAAGUGACAAUUAAGGCUUUGUAGAAGGUAACAGAGGUGGGAUUUUUGCUCCAGAGUGCAGUUCAUGCUUUUGUGUGUUGCAGAGUUAAUCAAAAUGCACACCACUUGAUCAAAUUGGAUUGCCUGGGAAGCCAACCAAGUCUGAUUUUGGACCACAAUCAUCCCCUUAGUCCAUUUUUGAUCUCCGACUUUUUGCCAGCGGGAAACCAGGUGCCCACCUACCAAGCGUUUUACCUGUCACAGUCCCUUGAAUUUGGAGGAGUUUUUCUCUAGACAGGAGCAGUGCUGUGUCUUCUGUAUUUGUGCUCCAAGUCCCCCUCACUGGGCUGACAGCCAAGCAGACAUCCCUUUGGGGGGUGCCUCUCUUUGUUUUGUUUUUUUUUCCUGCCUAUCUUUUUUGGGAUUCAAGGGUCCAGCUGGAGAUCGGGGAGUUAGUUUCGACCGCGCCUGAACCACUGGGGAGAAGGAGGCGGACGCCAUGGGGUGCUGUAGUGGCAGGUGUACUCUCGCCUUCAUCUGUGGAAUGCAGCUGGUCACGGUGUUGGAGCGACAGGUGAUCGACUUCCUGGGAUAUCAGUGGGCUCCCAUCCUCACAAACUUCCUCCACAUCAUUGUUGUCAUCCUGGGCCUAUUCGGGACCAUCCAGUUCAGACCCAGAUAUGUGACUGGGUACGCGGCCUGGCUGGUGGUGUGGAUGACCUGGAACGUCUUUAUCAUCUGUUUUUACCUGGAGGUUGGCGAUCUGUCCCGGGACUCCGACUUGGUGCUGACAUUUAACCUGUCCAUGCACCGUUCCUGGUGGAUGGAGAACGGGCCGGGAUGCAAGGUGACACCCAUCACCCCUCCUCCCUCCUGGGCACCUGAGGACCACCGCUACAUCUCUAUAUCGGGAUGUCUGCUGGACUUCCAGUUCAUAGAGGUGGCCCAUUCCUCACUGCAGAUACUACUGGCUUUGGUGGGCUUCAUCUACGCCUGCUAUGUGGUCAAGCUCAUCUCAGAGGAAGAAGACAGCUUUGAUUUUAUAGGAGGCUUCGAUUCGUACGGGUACCAGGGGCCCCAGAAGACUUCCCAUCUGCAGCUACAGCCCAUGUACAUGUCAAAGUAACCCCAGCCUCCCGUUGGACCUUUCAGUCACCACCGCUUAACAUCCUGCUUCUGCUCCUUUUUUACCACGAGACUGAACAAAAAGUGAAGUGUACAACCCCCCACAGUGCUGACUUCUUCUGCUCCUCCUUUUGCUCUGUGUGCUGUGUGGUAAACUGGAGUCUGGCUGUAUCCUGGUGAAACACUGCCCCCUGUGGCCCAGACCUGGACGUUGCACUUGGAGCCAGACCUGUUUUCUGCAUUAUGAAGGAGACCAAAGCUGGGAGGACACACAUGGAUUUUUGAGCUAUAAAUGUUAGUCAAGCCAUCAUUCAACAAAGCUUGUGAAAUGUACAGUAUUGGUAUCUUGAGUGCAGAUAAGCAUGACCAAAGAGUUCAGACCUAACACACAUGGACAAUAAAAACAAUGCUACAUUGACAAAUUCCUACAGAUAAGAACAAAUCAAGGAAUGUCACCACUUUUCAUCGCUGGACAAACUGGACAAUAUCUUCUGAAUGUGAAAACUCAUGCAUGUACAGAAAGCAGACUCCAUUGUUACUAAUAAUGUGAAUCUUAACAAUGUUUACACUAGGAUUUCUGUCUGUCUUGUGGAAAGGAAACAGAGGAACAGAGGUGUCCCAGGAUAGGACAGACCAUAGGUUAUGUGCUGCAAUGUCCCAAAAGCCUUGGGAUAUUCCCUGCCAUAUACUACACAUUGUUUUCAUUCAGUACAGGUACAGUGACAGUCUCAGUAGAGCUGUGGUUUAGUUCACAAGUUAAAUUCUCAGCCUCUAUACACUACUAACAUAAUGCAAAUAACUAGACCCCUUUGAACAAACUGGUGCAAAUAGAAAAUACCCUUCCCAAAUCGACAAUCACAAAGUGGCCUGAAAAAUUGUUGACUGGAAUCAAUGGUGUUAGAGAAAGUUGAUUUUAGGGGUGUAAUGGUACAUGUAGUUUAUCUGUCAAACAUUUAUAAAAAUACCCUUUAGAAUGAAAUUAUCUAAUACACAUAUGGGUAAAUGUGGACAAACAAAAGUGAUAGAUAUCACAGAUAAGCUUAUAUUGUAGUUCUGCAGUAUUUUACAGUUUUUAGGCUAAAUCCUAAAAACGUAUUUGUGUUUUUUAUUUACUCUUGCUUACAACACUUCCGAGAGCUAACCACAAUUUGUGCUAUGUUGUAGCAUUACCAUGAAUGUAGCUACAUGGCUCUUACAAUUAUUUGUUUUUUUUGUUUUUGUGUAUUUAAUAUAAGUAGUAUUUAUAAUUAAUUUAUUGUUUUUGCACUUUUACCGUGUUCCAUUACAUCCCUAUUUAAUGCUAUAUGAUAGUUGUGAUCUUUCUGAACAUAUUUUAGUAAAAUGGCUGCAAAUAUAAAGAGACUGAGCAUCUUCCAUUUUUAUCCUGAUUCCUAACUGUGAAGUGCCAACACCAGAAUGACACGCUCUCCAGUAUUAAAUCCAUUCAUUGUGCAUUCCAUGUUUAAACCCAUGAUUACAAUGGCUUCUUGCCUCUUCAUUUUUACUCAGCAAAAAACCUCCCAAUGUAAAAUGUGACUUUAGUUUGUUUUGUGAUUAUCGGACCAAACAUUCGAGGCCUUUUGUUUUUCAGCCACCUAUGAAACUUCUUUACUGUGGAGGGAAAAUCUAUUUGGGACGGACUAAGGCAUUUGACAAACUUGAUCUCAAAAUCCACCUUCCUCCACUCACUGUACGUGGCUUUAUUUUAUAACAGUUCAACGGGUCACUUCUCUGGAGCAACAAUCGACAAAACUAUUACCAACGAUCCCAAACGGCAUUUGUGUGUUUGCAUGAGAUGUUUGGAAACCUAUUUAAUCUCAUGCGGCGUGUGACUAGAUACUAGUUACUAAACGCUCCCUCAAUGUGAACUCUGUGACUUUUUCUAGACUAUACGUAACAGGAAAUGUCUGCAAGAGUUAAAGGAGAAAAUAGCUACUGUAAAAAUCUGUAACUUUGAACUUCUAGACGUUUUUUAAUCCACAUGUGGCCGUGUUUACUGUUUUUUCUAGUCGACUAAUACCGUACGAUGUUGUGUACGUAAGUGGGAUGUUUUAUUUCUUCUAAGUGUACAGUGCUUUUUGAUAGGAGACAAGAAAGAGCAGAGAAUUAGAUGCACUAUAGAAACAUGUCAUUCUAUGUUGGAAGGCUGGAGAACAAACCAGCUGAUUAAUUUAACAUUAUUAAUUUAUAUUUAAAUUGUCAACAAAGACUGCACAUUGCUUUUUAAUAAAUAAAGUGAUUAAAGAUG